AACUUAUAAAGAAGGUCAUUGAUAAUGCUCUCAGUGUGUUAACAGAAGAAGAUCGUGAUUUAUCGUGGUUUCGAAACCUUUUACCACUUUUACAACGUGGGAUUGGUGUUCAUCAUUCAGGUUUAAUACCCUUUAUGAAAGAGGUUGUGGAACUUUUAUUCCAGGAGGGCUUAAUAAAAGUAUUAUUUGCUACUGAAACGUUUGCUAUGGGAUUAAAUAUGCCGGCAAAAACUGUAGUGUUUUGUGAACUUUCCAAGUUUGAUGGUAUAAAACCAAGAAAUAUAACAUCUGGAGAAUAUAUUCAGAUGUCAGGUCGUGCUGGUAGGAGAGGAUUGGAUCCUCGUGGAUUUGUUGUAAUGAACGUAGAUCGUAAUAUCUCUCCAAAAGAUUUGCAAGACAUGUUCAAGGGCGACGCCGAUCAUUUAACAUCAGCUUUCCAUUUAAAAUAUCAUAUGAUUCUCAACAUGACGAGAAUCGAAGGUAUAAGUCCGGAACUUAUGUUGGAACAUAGCUUUUAUCAGUUUCAAAAAAAGUCUGCCGUACCACAUUUAAAAGAAGAACUAUGGAAACUUGAGAAUGAAUGUUCAAAAUUUAAUAUUCCCAAUGAAGAAACUGUUUCUCGAUAUCAUCAACUCCUGUUACUUAAUGAUGAUUAUGGGAAACGACUAAGAGAUAUUAUUUUUCAACCAAAGAAUUGUUUACCCUAUUUACAACUCGGAAGAUUAGUAAAGGUCAAAAUUAAUGAUACGGACUUUGGAUGGGGUGUGAUAGUACGUUAUGAAGAAAGAAAGAAACGUAAUCCACCUCAAUAUAGUCUUCGAUCACAAAAAAUUGAAAAAAAUGAAGAACCGCAAUAUAAAAUUAGAGUACUACUGAAGGUCACCGCAGAUUCAUAUGUCAGCUAUGACGGAAGAGAGAUCGAUAUUAAACCAUGUCCGCCGGGCCAACCGGGAAAUUGUUCGGUAAUCCCCGUGGAUUUAGAUAAUUUACAGGUUUUAAGUCAAUAUCGCUUUCAUCCGGAUGAUAAUUUGGAACACGACGUCGCUCAAAGACAGGUCACGUACAAAGGUGUUCAGGACCUUAUUAAGCAACAUCCCGACGGUGAGCCAAUGGAACCUAUAAAUCAAAUGAAUAUAAAAGAUGAAAAAGCUAAUGAUAUAAUUCAAAAAUUGGAAAUGAUUAGAGCUCAGCUUGAAUCAAACCCAACCGCUAAUGACCCUGCAAUAUAUGAUACUUAUAAGAAAAAACUUGACAUACAAGAAAAAAUUCGUACUGCUCAGAAAAAGAUUCGAAACACUGAACUAACACUACAUUUUGACGAGCUAAAAAAAAGAAAGCGCCUAUUACGUAGACUAGGGUAUUUGACCCAAAAUGAUGUGGUUGAAUUUAAAGGGCGUGUCGCGUGCGAAAUUACUUCGGGUGAUGAAUUAGUAUUAACGGAAUUGCUUUUGAACGGAAUUUUCAAUGAUCUUACUCCGCAAAAAAGUGCUGCUUUAUUAAGUUGUUUUGUAUGUGACGAGGCUUCGCAAAAAGAUCAACCAACGCCUCUUUCCGAAGAAUUUGCUGUAUUAUAUCGUCACGUUCAAGAAACCGCUCGAAGUAUAGCUGAAUUAACUGAAGAAUGUAAUAUACCUAUCGAAAAAGAUGUAUAUCUCGCAAGCUUCUCUUCAGAUUUAAUGGACGGUGUAUUUAAUUGGUGUAACAAUAUGAGUUUCAAAGAAAUCUGUUCUCGAAUAAAUAUGUUUGAAGGCAACAUUGUACGGAAUUUUAGAAGCUUAGAUGAAUUAUUACGCGCGAUGAUUUCAGCAGCUAAAAUAAUUGGCACAUAUGAGCUAGAAUGUAAAUUCUCUGAAUCACGCGAAAAGCUUAGACGAGGAAUAGUAUUUGCAGCGUCGCUAUAUCUAUAG
Dentiscutata erythropus is the source of this 1907-nucleotide messenger RNA. The record is from the annotation of a GenBank genome assembly. Lineage: Eukaryota; Fungi; Glomeromycota; Glomeromycetes; Diversisporales; Gigasporaceae.